AUGAUAAUAUUAUUUUAUGUAUGCAUUUCUCUAUCUAUCGCAGGAUCAACACUUAUGUUAACUCAUUUAUUCUUUUUUGAUAACCUUAAAGUAUUUGCUUAAAGAAUCGUUGCUUGUCUCUCUAUAUCAGAUUGUUUUUAUGCUUUUGGAUUGCUCCUAUAUGUAGAACCCUCUUUUGAAGGUUAUGAUGUCACAAGGUUUUUUAAUCGAAAUUUAUAUAGAUGCACAAUUCAAGGAGUUUUAACUUAAUUUGCCACUAUUUGUGCCUUUCUUUGGAGCACUUCUAUCUCUUAUUUCCUUUAUAUAUCAAUUACAAAAGGAUAAAAGAAAUUGAUUUAUUUUGAAAGAUAUGAAAAAUUCAUUUUCGCUAUAGGUAUCUCUUACUUCUGAAUAGGUUUUACUGUUCCUUUGUUGAUGGCUACAGUUCCAUUAUUUUUUUAAUCUUAUGCUCCUACUCCUUAAAAAGUUCCUGCUACUUGUUCCAUUAGUUCAAAUGACCAAGAUAAAUCAAUUCAAAAGAAUAGAAGUUUAAGUUUAUAUCUAAAUCUUAUUUUAUUCUACCUACCACUACUAACUUCAGUAUUAAUAUCUGUGUAUUUCAUAUUGAGAACAUAUUUUAAGAUAAAAAGAAUAAAGAGUUAAUACGAAUUAUUAAAUAAACAAAUAAAUAUUCAAUUGAUGUUUGCACGUAAUUUAAUACUCUAUCCAUUGGCAUUAUUUAUUUGUUGGUUGCCUUCUCAAAUAGUUUUUCUGAUUUUUGUAUUCAAAAAUGGAUGGAUUGAGUAAAUAUAAUAAGAUUACUUUAUAAAAUAAGCUGGGCCCUAUUAUUACAUAAGAAUUUUAUAAUAUGGAGCUAGUUUCUUGUAAGGAUUCUUUAACAGUCUUGUUUAUUGGUUCAACAGUUAUUAGAUGAGAAGGAAAUUAAAUUAAUUAGAAAGGGAGAAUUUAGAUUAUCAAAAAACAAGAACUUUUUUCUCAAAUAAUAAUGAUUAAAGUGAACUCAAAAGUAGCUAAUUAUCUAAUAGUUUCGAAAAUCUUUAAGAUAUUUGA
Messenger RNA from Paramecium sonneborni, 1050 nucleotides. The record is from the annotation of a GenBank genome assembly. Lineage: Eukaryota; Ciliophora; Oligohymenophorea; Peniculida; Parameciidae.